UGUCUUGUGGUUCAACGUCUGAAACCGAAACAUUUGGAACGAUUACAACACUUUACCUCUCAAACGGGUACCAGUGAAACACUCGACUCGAAUAAAACAUCACGCACCACGGCCACAAACACGUUGACGACGAGCGGUGGUUUUGGUACUUCGACGGAGAAACCACCACCGCCGCCACCACCAAGCGGACCAAUUGGGCCGGUUGAUCGACCAGUCGUACUAGCACACAGCCCACGACGUUUGAGCAAUUCAAACUGCUACGCUUCCAGUGAACGUACACUUUUGACAUGGUUGAACCAGGCAUACGAACAUGCACGCAAUCGAGACUCGUGGGCGAUGGGGACCGGAGCGGGAUCGCUGGACGAGAGACGAGUGAUUAACUUUGACACGGACUUAUCUGACAGUGUGGUACUUGCUGCGAUUAUCGGUUUGCAUAUACCCGCGCUGAUUUCAUUGCAUCUGCACGAAUUGUAUCUCCGGCCAAGUACAAAGGAGCAAAAAUUGCACAACGCAAUCCACGUCGUUGCAGCCAUACGGACAGCACAUUUGGAUUUUGACAUUCGUCCGACAGACCUAACCAAUCCGCAUCCGAUCGCCAUGAUGCUGCUGUGCUUGCAUUUAUUCUAUCGUCUCCCGGAUUAUGUGGCUCAACAGACCAUCUUAUUUAAAGGACCAUUGCGUACCACAUGCAAACGCGUCAUCCAGCUGUCCAAUCCAACACACACUCCGCUCGUGUUUCACUGUUUCAUUCUUGGACGUGACCGGACGGAUUUCACGUGCCAUACAAUGAGAUCAGAUGCGAGGGCCCAUCGUGUGAAUGCGGCUGCUGAGCGAUCUCAACUCGACGACGGUCAUGUGACCUCUUCGGACGUACUGGUGGAUGUGACAGCGAAGAGUAAUACUCAGCUGUUGGUUGAGUACAGACCUCGGUUCUUACGGACCACGGAGGCCACAUUUUUCGCAGUCAGUAAUCGUUGUGGUGCAAUGCGCGGUCGUACACUGGUUUUCAAUCUUUCCGGCAAAACCAACGGGCUUGGCACACUGCCCAUCAGUGCGGUUUCGGCACCGUGUUACGAGCUCAAAGAACUAACCAUCCCGGUCCACAGUCCGUAUGCCCAAACGGCAAACUUUGCAGUCAACAUUUACGAGUCCACUGGUGAUGUGUUCAUUGCGAUGUGUCAGGCAAAAGGUUUAGAUUUACCGCCUGGUCGAGUUGCGCAUGAGGAUUGGAUGAAGGAUGAAGAACGUGCGGAUGAUGGAACGGACAGUCCGUCGGAAUACACGACUGAAGCAAACCGUACAGACAAGAGUCCAUUUGUGGGUGAGUAG
This is a messenger RNA of Echinostoma caproni, 1329 nucleotides long. Lineage: Eukaryota; Metazoa; Platyhelminthes; Trematoda; Plagiorchiida; Echinostomatidae. The record is from the annotation of a GenBank genome assembly.